Molecule: messenger RNA, 1356 nt
Organism: Caenorhabditis remanei
Lineage: Eukaryota; Metazoa; Nematoda; Chromadorea; Rhabditida; Rhabditidae
Exons: 9
Coding region: 1-1356 (451 amino acids)
Molecular function (GO): zinc ion binding
Source: RefSeq, a predicted model, not a curated record
AUGGCUCGACCGCCAGAGAUGAUAAAAUGUGGCUGGGAAAAUUGCGACAGUUGGUUUUCCACAGGAGUCGAUAUGAAUCAGCACGUACUGAUCAAUCAUAUAAAACAUAUGAAAAUUCAAUUUGGCGAUGUGGAUCAUGCGACGGUUGAACCGAAGAGAGACGUUGCAGAAACACCUCCUAAAACUCCUAAAAACAUAGAAGUACGACAAAUAACUCCUACCGUGUCGACUACACCAUUACGACAAUUCCCUCAUUCGACGAGUUGGGCGGUAUCGACACAUGACAGCAUUCAAACACUUCAACAUUUCCCUCCAAUCACAAAUUCUCUGAAGAAGUUAUUUCCUAAUCCUCAUAAUCCUGAUGCCCCGGUGGACCGAAAACCAAAUAGUUUACAAUUUUAUGAUGAUGAUGAGGAAAUCAUCAUUAAUGAGCAACCAAUGUCAGCCGUUUCAACGGUCGCUUCAGAAAUCAGCCAAGAACUAGAAGAAGGAACGAGUGGUAGAACGAAAAAACGACAAUAUGAUUAUGACGGGGAAGAAGAAGUUGAUAUGAACUUGGCGAAUAUGACACCAGAAAGAGCACCAGUUGGCGAAUCGUCGAAAAAAACGAAGAGAAUUGGGGAUAGGGUUGAUCAAAGUGGAGAUAAGAUACCAUGGGCACUGGCGAGAUCUGCUUCCCAUAUUCCCCAACCAGAAAUACGCUUGUGUACUUCAUUUACUACCGUCGGUGAAAUGGCGAGAGCAAUAGGAGACGAGCUUACCGUUCGGAAAACACUUCGAAAGAAGAAUCAAUCGAACGGAAACUAUUGUGUCGUUUGCCUGGAUUAUAGGAAAGAUAAUGGAUUCUGUGAUUAUAUGCACAACAAUCAACACGAGCAGUUCAUUCAAUUCUAUCAUACUCUCUACAAAAACGAGCGUGUGUCCAAACAAACUCUGCUACAAUAUCUCACUGAAAUGCAACUUCUUCGAGAUCCUCUUCCAGAAUUGUCGACGUCUCUGAAAGAUAUGCCGCCGAAAAUAAUUACUGGACGAGAACUCAACUCUCAAAUAAUAAAUAUGACGAACACAGAAAAAGUUCUCUGGUAUGCUGAAGCAGUUAUUGCGCAGAAGAAAAAAGAACAAUGGACUGAGAAAACCAUUAAACGUGUAUCAGAUCUGAAACCGCGCAUUUUUAAAAGUGUGAUCGACCAUCGUUCAUAUGUUCCAUAUACUCCAUACAGUCCACGAAAGCGUGUCACGCCACUGCCACCAUCCAACCAUAAAUAUCUUCAUCAGCCUCAUCAACAUCAAAUGCAAUCAGACCUCGCUGUCCAUUCAGAGCCAAGAGCAAAACAUGUUCAGAUGUUUAAUAUGUGA